UGAAACUUAAUCACAUGUUGCUUAUGUAGGACCCACCAGAGGAUGCUGUUGUGGCAAUGUGUGGGCAUGUUUUCUGCUAUCAGUGUAUAUCUGAGCGUUUAACUGGUGAUGAGAACUUGUGUCCUGCACCUGGUUGUCGAGAUAUACUUGGUACUGAGUCCAUUUUCUCCCGAAGUACAUUAAAAAGUUGUAUAUCUGACAAUUUUGAUGAUGAAGCUUCGACUAGUUGUUCAUUUGAUGAUGGAUCAAUUGUCCAUAGUGGUUACAUCUCUUCCAAAAUUAGAGCAGCUCUAGAUAUACUAAAGUCAAUCUCUUGUCCAAGUUCUGAAGUACAUAAUCUCAUGAUAUGUGGUUCCAAGUCCGAUGCCAAUGCUUCUGAUCAUAUUUCCACUCUGUUAAACUCAAAUGCUGACAUGCUAGCCAAGGCUAUUGUUUUCUCCCAGUGGACCAGCAUGCUCGACUUACUUGAGCUUUCAUUGAAUGAGUGUCUUAUGCAGUCUCGAAGGCUAGAUGGGACAAUGUCCCUCAUGUUACGAGACAAGGCCGUGAAAGACUUCAACACUGAUCCAGAGGUAACUGUUAUGCUCAUGUCACUUAAAGCAGGAAGCCUUGGCCUGAAUAUGGUGGCUGCUUGUCAUGUAAUUCUUCUUGAUCUUUGGUGGAAUCCAACUACUGAAGAUCAAGCAGUUGACCGAGCACAUAGAAUUGGGCAGACUCGUCCUGUGACUGUUUCCCGAAUAACUAUUAAAGAUACAGUCGAAGAUCGGAUACUAGCUCUUCAGGAGGAGAAGAGGAAGAUGGUUUCUACUGCUUUUGGAGAAGAUCAAACUAGUUCUCAUGCAACUCGUCUCACGGUGGAAGAUCUUAGGCGAUUAUUUAACUGCUUUGACGACUGAGUUUUCGCAUGAAUCAUAGUAGUUGAUUCAUAUCUUUUUGGAUAUGAAUGAAUAGGAUUGUUGUUGGCUAAUUUUUUGAGAUGUGCUCCAUCCC
This is a messenger RNA of Musa acuminata subsp. malaccensis (wild Malaysian banana), 990 nucleotides long. NCBI's taxonomy places the organism in Eukaryota, Viridiplantae, Streptophyta, Magnoliopsida, Zingiberales, Musaceae. The record is from RefSeq and is a predicted model, not a curated record.